UUGGUGGUUUUUAGCGGUGGGGAUGGUAUUUUAAAGAUUUGGUGAAGGUUGCGGGAUUGGUUGUUUGAGGGAAAGGGGUGUCGGUUAGGGUGGUGCUGGCGUGGGCUAACGUGACUGCGUGUGGGAGGGUCUCAUCAAGCUGAGGUCGGGGACUUGGGCUAGGCCGAUGGCAGGCCUGACGACGGUGUUUGUCGUGGGUUGGGGGCUUGGCCAUAUGGGGUUAGGUUUUUUUAUUUUUUUUAAUUAUAUUUUCAACCAUUAACACAAUGACACGUGUCAACUAACUUACCAAAAAUAAAUAAAUUACAUGCUUAAUAGGUUACCGGUCACAUGAGCCUAUUUUGACCGAAUACAGUCAAAGUUAGAAUUAUUUAAAACGAAUCCGUGAAAGUUGAUAUUCUUUGUAAUAAAUUUUCCUAUAUUUAUUUGUUAAAAAAAAAAUUCCUUAUUACUCGUACUUUAUUUGACGUAUCUAUUCCUUUAAUAACAGUGACGGGUCAUAGGGAUCCAUAGAAUUGCUCUCUCUCAGAUUAGUUGGCGUUCUCCAUUGAAGCGCAGUUGGCGUGAAUCUAGUUCUUGUAUCCCCCAUUGAAGCAACUACUUCUGAGGGAGCAUAACGUAUUCAAAAUGUUACAAAGUCUUCCACAUCAGGUUGUACCAUCGCCGGCUAGGCUUGGCCUGUCGAAUCCGAAUUCACCGGCUCUUCAAAGUCCCAGUGCAACCAAGUCCUCUUCGCAACCCACCCAGUCUAACCAAUCCCAUCAGCAGGUUGUAUUACCAACUCCAAAAACUACCUCAUCCACUCUUCUAUCUCUUCUUCCUCCUCUUCAAAGGGCCCAAGCACUUCUGGUGCAAAUGGCAGCCUUAGCUGCCAAGCUCUUUGAGGUAUCACCUAAUCGUUCUGUUUGGGUUAACUCCUUUCGUAGCUCUCUUCCAACUUUUCUUCCUUCUCAAACCCAUUCUACAACCACUCCCCCAAUCGACGCUUCUACAUCUACUACUAAAGAAAUUAUUGCCCUUUUCACAUCACUUCAAACUCAGUUAUUUGAAGCUGUUGCAGAGCUACAAGAAAUCCUUGAUCUUCAAGACGCUAAACAAAAGUUAAACCAGGAAAUCGAGGCCAAAGAUUCUGCUAUUCUUUCAUUUGCUAAGAAGCUUAAAGAAGCUGAGCGGGUUCUUGACAUUCUGGUUGAUGAUUAUGCUGAUUAUCGCCGUCCAAAAAGAUUAAAAUCAGAAGAUUCAGAUAGUUCUUCCAGCAAUACUACUGUUGCUUCUCAGUUAAAGUUGUCAGAUGUCAUAUCAUAUGCUCACAAAAUCAGCUAUACAACCUUUGCACCACCUGAGUUUGGUGCAGGGGGGCCACUUCGUGGGGCUCUCCCACCUGCUCCGCAGGAGGACCAAAUGCGAGCCUCCCAACUCUAUGCCUUUGUUGAUCUCGAUGUAGGGCUACCUAAAACAGUGGAGGACGAGAAAAAGAUUGAACCCCUCAUCGAGACCCCUGCUUUACCACCUGCCGACCCCAUGGCUGCAAUUAAGGGCCUCAUGCCUCCAAAUAUUACAGUUCCAGCUGGUUGGAAACCUGGUAUGCCUGUGGAACUUCCUACGGAUAUACCAUUACCUCCAGCUGGAUGGAAGCCUGGAGAUCCGAUCAAUUUGCCCCCAUUGGAAUCUCUUCCUAUGGCUGCUAGAGCUGGUCAACAACCACCACUGCCUGCUGCUCCACCUGUGUUUCCGAGGGCACCUGAACCUAUACAAGUGCCGCAUAUUCGGAUUGAUAUUUUGGAUCAAGAUGAUGAUAGUGAUGAGUAUACCAGUGAUGAGGGAAGCUCAGAUGAUGAAGAUUAAGAAGGUAGUGGGAAUAUAUAUUACUGUGUUUGGCACUUUAAAGGCUUGGGAAUAGAUGGGAAGAUUGAUAUUUGGUAGUGGGAUUGAGGAGGCACGUAUUCCUAUCAUUUCAGGAACUGUAGAGUACAGGCUCAGUAUGGUAAGUGAUGCUGAGGUGGUUUCCGGGUUUUUUAGGUUUUGAAGGAACUUCAAAGCCAACUGAGAGGAGAGGUUCACUAAGACUGAGGCAGCCCAGUCCGCUUCCUGCUUGUGUCAAAUUAGUCCGUGCUGCUGCCUACCAGUUCCCAGUGUCCAAGUGGUUGAAGUGACAUGGAUGCUUGCAAUGCUUGUGUCAAAUUAGUCCGUGCUGCUGCCUACCAGUUCCCAGUGUCCAAGUGGUUGAAGUGACAUGGAUGCUUGCAAUUGCUUGCAAUGCUUGCUCAUUUUUAUGUACACUAGGUAAUUCAUUAGGAGAUAAAUUUGCAUCAGUUUCCUACAUUUAUUAGAUUGUAUUUAGAUAAUAGUGUUUUGUUAAAUGGGAAACAUCAUUUGUUUUUUUUUUAAUUAUGUUAGUUUCCUAUUCCAUGUAAUUCGAUCUAGGAUAGUGUUUAGAGUUUUAUUGUUUACUUGGAGUAGUAAAAUUCUAGCCCCCAUAUGAAGAGUGCUUAGUGUCAUUAAUUGUAUAACACAACAUUGGGGAGAGUUUAUAAACACUCUUAGGAUACAAUUUUUUUUUUUAAGGGAUUGUUUAAAGUACUUUGGUGCUGAAUUUAUCUCUUUGAUUUUUUAAGGGACUGUUUAAAGUACUUUGGUGCUGAA
This is a messenger RNA of Chenopodium quinoa (quinoa), 2643 nucleotides long. Its product is annotated as mediator of RNA polymerase II transcription subunit 4-like. Gene Ontology annotation, molecular function: transcription coregulator activity. The transcript is spliced from 2 exons. The record is from RefSeq and is a predicted model, not a curated record. Gene Ontology annotation, biological process: regulation of transcription by RNA polymerase II. Bases 628 to 1845 code for a protein of 405 amino acids. Gene Ontology annotation, cellular component: core mediator complex; mediator complex. Lineage: Eukaryota; Viridiplantae; Streptophyta; Magnoliopsida; Caryophyllales; Amaranthaceae.